Molecule: messenger RNA, 5684 nt
Organism: Pyrus x bretschneideri (Chinese white pear)
Lineage: Eukaryota; Viridiplantae; Streptophyta; Magnoliopsida; Rosales; Rosaceae
Product: protein TIME FOR COFFEE
Exons: 12
Coding region: 184-4998 (1604 amino acids)
Biological process (GO): regulation of circadian rhythm
Cellular component (GO): nucleus
Source: RefSeq, a predicted model, not a curated record
UUUGGGCGUGGGAAUAGCCUUGUGAGAGAGAUCGUCGUUGACGGGGUUGGGAGUCGGAGCUUACAAAUCAGGCCCGGCGGGCUUGACUAAAUUAUCCGGUGAAUUAUGUUGGGUUUCCGGUGAUGAGAGAUGGGAUUAGAGUCGUGUGUGUAGCUGAUUUGUCUGUAGUUAAUAUUAUUAGAUAUGGAUAGGAAUAGGGAUGCGAGAAGAUCAGCUAUGGCGGCCCCUAAUGGCCUGUCACGGCGGAGACACCGAAGUAGCAGCCUCAGAGACUCCCCAGAGGACGAUGGUCCGGUGGAGACAUCGAGGCUCAGAGAUCGGAAGAAGGACCGAGAUCGAGAUCGGGAUCGAGAGAAGGACCGAGAUCGCGAUAGGGAUCGGUUGAGCCGGAGCAAGAGGCGGAGAGGCGAGAGGUUAAUGCACGGAAGCAAUAGAGAAGAUAGCCGCGAUGAUAGUUCGGAGGAGAGUGUGAACGACGAAGAUGAGGACGAAGACGAAGACGGAGGUGGAAGUGGAGUCGGCGGCGGUGGGUCGUCGAUUCGGAUGCUUCCGCCGAACCACCCGUCGACAACGGCAUCUCUGUCAUCGUCUAUGAUAAAUCACCGGAAGAGUUUCUCGCCGGUUCAUAAUCUUAAUAGCAACAAGCAUUUCAGACCGCUCACUGCGUUGAAGGUCACCGACGAGAUGAUUGGCGUUUCGGUGCCCCGAAAAGCACGGUCAGCGUCGACGAAGAGGUCCAACGAAUGGCCUUCCAGUUGCGGUGUUGUCGGAGACCAAAUUCACCGCCAGGCUUCGACGUCCCCUGUUCGGCCGAGCGUGUCAUCGUCGACGCCGGCUCCGACUUCACCUUCUUCUUCCCACGCCUCGGCGGUCCGGAAGAGGCUGAAGCCAAACGGACCCAAACUUCGGCCGCCGAAGUCCUUGUCGACCAAGACGGCGUCGUCUAAUCAGGACGAGAUAGAAAUAGAGGUCGCGGAGGUGUUGUACGGGAUGAAAAGGCAGCCGCAAGGGCCGACGAAGCAAGAAAUUACAGCCACCGAUUCGAUUAAAUUCGAAUCCAGAGAAACCAACAACAAAUUUACCAGCGACGCGAAAUCCAGAGUUUCGUCGCCGAUCUCGAACUCGCCUUGUGUGGUACCUCAGCUGACGUCGCCUUUCCCUCAGAAUUCUUGCUCCUCCGUCACUUCCAUGUCCGCCGCCGCACCCAAGAGGAAAAGACCACGACCCGUGAAGUAUGAAGACGAGAACCCAGCAAUUUUUGCAGUUCAAAACAGUCCCAUUUCGUCUACGGCCAAAAUGGUGGCCGAUCAGCCUUCAAAGGUUGAGACUUCCUCUCCAAAGUUGGAGAAAAACCCAGGAUCUGCAGCUGAAAACGGUGGCUUUGCGUACGAUUUGCCCAACUCGCAAGUUGUUCCAGCUGCUCCGGCAUCAAUGGAGGCUCAGCCGGAGGCAAUUAAGCCGGAGAGCAACGUCGUGUCAAAUUCAAGGCCAGCGAACGACGAAUCGGAGAGUAGAAAUGUUAGAACGAGCAAAGUGGAACUUCAAUCUCCCAAGAAGGAAUCCACUGGCCUCAGAUUGGAUGAUAAACGUGAAGAAAUCACCCUGACCAAACCGAGUUCAACAAUCCCAGAAGUUGAAAACCACCGGGAAGAAAAGUUCCAGAUAGACCUGAUGGCUCCUCCAGAAAGGGAUGGUGAAGUUGAUUUUAUCUCCGUAGAUCCUAAGCCUGCGGUCGUAGAUGCAGAAACGGACUUAAAAGCUGUGAGCAGAGAGGAUGACAGCAAAGCUCUGAAAAUUGGCAACAAGGAAGAAGUACAGCCUUUAAAUUUGGAAACUGAGAAGUCAAAAGCAGUUUUGGAAGAAGCAGAAGCAGGUGAUUUGAAAAAGCAGACUUCUUCCUUUGUUGGUGGGAAAGAAAGGAAUUUUGAUCUGCAGCUUGAUUUGGAGAAGACUGAGAGUUUUAGUGGAAACAAGCUGCCCUAUAAUGUUGCAAAGCAAAACACUGAGAAAACUGUGCAAUCGGGUUCUGUACCUUUGCCGAUGUCCGUGGCGGGCUGGCCGAGCGGGCUCCCUCCGAUGGGCAGAUAUAUGGCGCCCUUACCAGGAGUUGUAUCCAUGGACGGGAGCACCGUUUCUUCAGCUCCGAUACAACCGCCGCAUUUGCUUUUUAGUCAACCUCGGCCAAAGAGGUGCACAACCCAUUGCUACAUUGCAAGGAAUAUAUACUGUCACCAGCAAAUCUCGAGGAUGAAUCCUUUCUGGCCGGUAGCAGCUGGUUCGGGAUCUCUGUAUGGAGGAGCCAAGCAUAGCAAUCCCAAUGUAUUACCUCCAGAAUUGCUUGGCAAUGUUCCAGGGAGAGGGGUGAAUCCUGCACAGGACAAGGGGCAGGGGAUUGCUAUGUUUCCUGCUCAAUCUGCGAAGGAAAAAACUUCACAAGCAGCAAACCUUGUGGAUGCGCAGAGAAAGCAAAUCGUGCUCCAGCAAGCUCUGCCUCCCGGGCCACCUACUAAUAUAUUGCAUGGUCCUGCUUUCAUUUUCCCAUUGAGCCAGCAACAGGCCGCUCCCGCUUCUUCUGUCCGACCUGGUUCUGUGAAGUCUUCUAAUGCUGGUGGUGCAGCUUCAUCCAGUGCAUCUAACUCUGCUUCAUUGAGUGCGUCAGCUGCAACCGCUGCUGCAGCACCAGCAUUGAGUUUCAACUACCCAAAUAUGGCUGGAAAUGAACCCCAGUAUUUGGCGAUUUUGCAGAACAAUGCAUAUCCAUUUCCAAUGCCACCUCAUGUAGGUGCACAGCCGGCAUACAGAGGACCCCAUGCUCAGGCGAUGCCUUAUUUUAACGGGUCUUUCUAUCCUUCUCAAAUGCUCCAUCCUUCUCAACUACAACAGCAGCAGCAGCAACCCCCACCGCCUUCUCAAUCACAGCAAAGUCAACAAGGUCAUCCAAACACUACUAUUUCAAGUGGUUCUUCGUCGUCCCAGAAGCAUUUGCAAAAUCAGCAGCAAAGGCCACAUCAAAGUGUUGUCAAUGGUGGCAGUGGAAGCUUGCAAGGCUUUCCUGCCUCAAAAAACCAUCCUUCGCAAGCAAUACAGCUGCAGCAGCAGCAGAACCUGCAUGUUUCGCGCCAACUUGAGCCUGAAAUGGGUGGCGAAGACAGCCCGUCAACUGCCGAUAGUCGUGUCUCUCGUGCAAACAUGAGUAUUUAUGGUCAGAAUUUUGCAAUGCCAAUGCAUCCGCCAAACUUUGCUUUGAUGACACCUCCUUCGGUUGGAAGUGCCAGUGGUGCAACAGGUGCUAGUGGUAGUGAAAAGAAGCAGCAGCAACAGCAACAGGGCUCAAAGGCUGGGGUUGAAGCAUCCCAAGCUUUCGCCAUGUCUUUUGCUUCCUUAAAUGGUGCCACCGUUUCUCCUGGAAUUGACAUAACAUCGAUGAAUCAUACAAUUCUCCAGAGCUUACCAGAUGUUACUAGGCACAGCUAUCAUCAGUAUAUGGCUGUUGCUGCGGCUGCCCAAGCUGCACAACAGAAAAGGAAUUAUCGAGGUCUGGAAGAAGGGAAAACCGGAGGAGGGGAUUCCUCUAAUGUGGAAGAGGAAAGAAAGGCCAUGGCUGGGAAAGCUUCAUCAAAUGUUGGGCACUCUAUUGCUUUCUCCAGGGCAGAUUUGACCGACACAUCUGGUUCUACAAUACCGGGCAACAAUGUGAUUGAUAGUUCAGCAAGAGCAGUUAACCUCAGCUCCACUCCUGUCCGAUCAUCCAGUUCUGCUAUGCCAGCUGCUGUCAGCCCUGCAAAUGCACCCACACCCCAGCAACAAAUGCAGCAACAAAUGCAGCAACAGAUGCGGAAUCACCAGCAACAGCAGCCGCAGCAGAUGUAUCAGCUUCAGAAGCAGCAGUUUUCUUCUGUGGCUCCAGCUCGUAACAAAACACCAACAACGAGUAAUGGCAGUGUGUACUCUGAUCACCUCCCUUCAACCUCUUCUAUGGCUGCAAAGUUUCCUAAUGCUCUAUCAUCAUUCCCCCAAAACCUUGUCCAAAGCAGCACCAGUCCAGCUCAAUCUCCUCAGUGGAAGAAUUCUGCAAGGAUAACCACUUCCCAAGUUCCUUCAUCUUCUCUUGCGUCGUCAACCUCUUCGUCCCUCAAAAACCUCCCUCAAAAGCAUGGGCGGACACAGCAAAGCCACACACAGAUUUCUUUUGCUGCAAACACCAAGGCUUCAAUCCAAUCUCAAGGGUUGCAGCCUGCCAGUAGCAAUCAGUCUCCAUCUCCUCCUGUAAUGGUUGGUUCGCCCACAACCACAACGUCAUCAAUGUCUAGAAGUGCUGGUGGAAGCCCCAGGACAACUACUUCGACUUCCACAGGAAAUAAAGCUGGCCAAAUAUCUUCUUUUUCAUCUCAGCAGGCCAAGAACUCACCAUCAGUGCCCAGUCAGAAGUCGUCUCCUGUUGGCGGGAGGAAUGUCCCUUCGAUCCUAGGCAACACCCAUAUUACCUCUUCGAGCGCUGGUACUAAGCCACAAUUGCAGCAACAGCAUCAGCAACAUCAGCAACAACAGUUAUAUAAGCAAUCGAUUCAACAAGUGCAGUUCAUCUCUAAUGCCUACAUGCAGCCUCAAGCUUCACAUUCCAAUAGUAACACCUCUACUCAAUCUCCUUCAAGCGGGUAUUAUCAUGCUUCUAAGCGCCGACCUGAGCAACAGCAGCAGUCACAAGGCUCAUCAGGAACUUCUUCGAGCGGGAUGUUGUCACUCUGCCCUCCUGUUACGCAUUCAAAUACCAGCACCAACGAUCCUGCAAAGGCGGCGGCUGCUGCUGCUGCAGCUGCUAACAACAUGAGAGGCGGUAACUUAUCCUCGCAGACUCUUAUGCAUGCUCAGUUUACUGCUGCACCAUCAUCUGGGCCACACCAACUUGUACCAGCAGUUGUACCUACAGGAUUCGCUUACGUUCCGACCGUGGCCCAGGUAAAACCGGCAGAACAGAAGAAACAACCCGCCGGUGAGUAGAAUAGUUAUCCCUUGGUGCUACAUUGCAACCCCCAUAAAACCGGCAGACGGAAAACUGGAAAAGGAAGCUGAAAGCACUUCUGGUGGUGGGGAUUGUGAGCAAAUGAAGGAAAAGCUUGAUUCUUGCCCAAGGAAAUGAGAAUUUGCAGGCACCCUCCGGGAAGAAAUGGAAGAUGCAAGGAUGUGAUCAAGCAAGCACAACGGGAAAAAGGUAGGAGGAAUGGAAUUUCAACCCACAAUUUUGGAGAGAAAGUUUAGCAAGUGGGGGUAAAAUUGUCAUAGGGAAAAGUAUAUGUACACUUAUGUGUGUAUAAUCUGACAGGGUUGAUGGUGAAGGUCUAAUUAAAUUUGAUUGGUUUGAUGAGAGGACAGGAUGGGGAAUGCAUGCAGGAAAAGGAAAAGUAGGGAAGGGAUCUUUUGUUGGGGCAGAAAGAGGGAAGAAUUGCAAAGGUGGAUGUAACAGUUGAUUUCUUUUUUAGUAAAACUUUUGACAUUCUAUAUUUUUUUAUAUUAUAUUGGGGAAGAAGAAAUGGAAAGAGGGUGUAAUUUUUUUUUUUAAAUUUAAAUUGUGUUUUUAUUUGUAUCACUAGGUUUAUUCCUUGUUGGAUUAGGAUUAUCUUAGCAUGUAAAAUGGUGGUAGCAGAAGAUACAAAGAUGACAAGGCAUGCAUUGUCUUUUAGCUUUGA